Messenger RNA from Danaus plexippus (monarch butterfly), 3389 nucleotides. It is a transcript of the gene Sac1, whose product is annotated as phosphatidylinositol-3-phosphatase SAC1. Gene Ontology annotation, biological process: phosphatidylinositol dephosphorylation. The transcript has 14 exons. The record is from RefSeq and is a predicted model, not a curated record. Gene Ontology annotation, molecular function: phosphatidylinositol-4-phosphate phosphatase activity. Lineage: Eukaryota; Metazoa; Arthropoda; Insecta; Lepidoptera; Nymphalidae. Gene Ontology annotation, cellular component: endoplasmic reticulum. The coding region runs from base 179 to 1954 and encodes 591 amino acids.
AUCUGAAGUGUCAUCACUGAACACUGAUGGUUGAAUUAGCGAUUUAUAAUUUUGCAGUAACGUGAUGUUGUAACGUCACAUUAUUUUUAUUAAUAUAUUUAUUGUAGAAACGAAGAAAGCCUGUUGUAAAUGCUAUGAUAUAGGUAAACUUGUGUGUUAUGAAAACAGUUCUGUAAAAAUGGCAGAUCAAUUACUUAUUCAUGAUGAUAUUAAACUGUACACUACUUCAGACAAGUUCUACUUCGAACCAACAAUCAAUCCCACUGAAGUGCUGGUAAUUGAUAGAAUUACUGGCGAGGCCACUGUUAAAGACAUAAAUGCAGUAAAGAUCCCAAUACCGGCUAAUGCCUACAAGCCGGUGUGUGGCUUCCUUGGAUCCAUCAAGCUCAUAUCGGGAUUAUAUUUAGUUGUUGCUAAAUAUAGAAUACUGGUAGGUAAAAUAAAUGGCCAAGACAUAUAUCAGUUGGCCGGCACAGACAUAAUACCAUAUGCGCGGUCCAAUACACAUCUUACAAGCAAACAGGUAGAGGAUAAUAACACAUAUGAGCGUAUGCUGCGUUCGGCUUUGGAUACUCCUGGUAUGUAUUUCUCAUACGGCUACGACCUGACCCACUCUAUGCAGAGAUUGCAUUCGGUUGCACCGGAUUUCCAUAAGAUGUCGCUGGCUAGCCGAGCUGAUUCCAGGUUCCUGUGGAACGGUCACCUGUUGAAGGAGUACUCUCACCAGCAGUUCGCGAGGUUCGCUCUACCCAUCAUACAGGGCUUUGUGGCAGUGAAUCGUGUCAGUGUGAAGGGCCAUCAGCUGAUCUGGUCCCUGGUCUCCCGGAGGAGUGUGGAGAGGGCUGGCACCAGAUUGUUUACUAGGGGUAUCGAUGGACAGGGCAACGUAGCAAACUUCGUGGAGACGGAACAGAUCAUAGAGCGUGGUGGUGAGAAGUCGUCAUUCCUGCAGACCAGAGGUUCGAUACCGCUGUAUUGGAGCCAAUAUCCUGACCUCAAGUACAAGCCGGCUGUAGCUCUCGCUCCGGAGGAUCACGUGGCCGCCUACACCAGACACCUGCGGGAUCAGCUCCAGCGGUAUGGGAACCAGGUCCUGUUGAAUCUGAUCGAUCAGCACGGUAAGGAAGAAGCGCUGGAGCGUGGCUACCGCGCAGCUGUAGCAGCAGCAGCCCUUCCAGCUGUACGCUACGAGCCCUUCGACUUCCACGCGGAGUGCCGCCGGAUGCGCUACGACAGGCUCUCCGUGUUAUUGGAUCGCGUGGCCCACGAACAGACAGAGUUCGGUUACUUCGUGUCGCGCGGCGGGACGGUGCUGCUGCGCCAGUCGGGCGUGUUCCGUACAAACUGUGUCGAUUGUCUCGACCGCACUAACGUGGUCCAGAGCCUGUUGGCGAGGAGACAACUCCUGGCGGUGCUGAGGCUGCUGGCGGUCACCACGGAUGAUGACCAGGACACGCACUUCGAUAGCCUCUUUAAUUCGGUGUGGGCCGACCAUGCAGAUAUGAUCUCCACUCAAUACUCCGGCACUGGUGCCCUAAAGACAGAUUUUACUAGAACUGGCAAACGGACCCGUCUUGGUCUGUUGAGAGAUGGUAUCAACUCACUCACCAGAUACUACAAGAAUAACUUCAGCGAUGGGUUCAGACAGGAUGCCAUAGAUCUGUUCCUGGGCAAGUAUACAGUUGUUGACGGAGAGGGCAACACCGCACUAUGCCCACUGAGGAGACAACGAGACUGGAAGUAUUUUACUUUGCCGUCACUCCUACUUGUGGGUCUGUCCAUGAUGUUCGCGGGGACUCUAUUGCCACGUGGAUCGGGUCUUCUGAUGUACCUCAUGUUCUGGGGGGCAUGUGUAGGAGCCACUAUCAACUUUAUAUUCAGACAUGGUCCCGAGUUCGUGGACUGGCCACGACUAGAAGGCGUGAACCCUCGCAGGCCGCUGUCUUCUUUAUGAUAGACCAGCCGCUCCUAGUCGUCUCUGUCGUGUAGCACACACACAAACAUACAUAUACACACACAUACAACAAUAGAAGUGUUAAAUACAUUCAGCACGAUGGAUAUUGUGAUGUCCUCAUACAUACAAUAACCUUACAUAACAGUUCUUACAGAUGGAUUGCUAUAUGAGAUAAUUUGAUUUUGGAAAAAAGUUGUAUGAAUGGACUGAAAAGGUUUUAUAUUUACCAACAAAACCAUACCAAGAUUUAAUCGGAUUAUAAUAUAUACGGGAAAUGUCUAUUUUUGUUGUCAACACUCUUUGACCUCUUUAUAUCUGAUAAUAUAAAAUAAUAGACUCCGCUUCACAUUUUCAGAUCAUUACAAAAGACCUUUGCACUGUCACAUUAUCAAUAUUGCCAACAUAAAAAAUUUAAUAUUGCCAACUUCUUUGUAUUUUUGCACUUGUACAUGAAUUUAACGAAAACGUGUCUAAUACCUCAUAUUUUAGAGUACACUAUUGCUUAAGAGAUAUAUUUUUUCUGAUAUUUUCAUUGUGAUAAUACAGAUCAUAUAGAUUAGUCAAGCAAAAAGUGAUUGCAUUGAUGGAAACAGUUUUAAAAUUUAGUACUUUUUUUUAUACAUACAUAAAAACCGUCAGAAUAUAAAUUGAUUAUUCUUCUACUGUAUAUUGUAACUGCUUCUAUUGAUGAUAAAUUGAUGCGCUGGUUAUAUCUAUGUAUUAUCUGUAUGUGAGUGAUCAUUCAUUCCAUUUAUUAAAUUGAUAUAAAUUUUUUUGAGUAAUAUUAUUAUUCCGUCAAGUAUUUUUUAUCUGUCCUAAUACUGAUUGUGUUGUGAUGUGCACUACUAACCCAUGUGACAUAUUUCACACGGAUUAAAGCUGUUUUAUUAUGUAUUUUUCAUUAGAAUUUUUCUUGUUUUUUUUUUCUAUAUGGAAACUACAUUGAGCAUUUGAUAUUUUUUAUAUAUGUACCAUAAAAAAAUAAUAUUAGUGUUCCUAUGUUUGCUAUGAUAUUCAUAUAUAUGAUAAACGCUUUACAAGUACAUUUGUGUGAAAUAUAAAUAAAUCAGACGACUCGGGAGUGAGGAACAUCUUUAUGAUAACAUUGUUUACUGUAUUAUAUGUCUUAUGUUACGGGAUUAAAGUUUAUAUUACUUUGCAGAGUCUUUCGUGUAUAUAAUCAUUACUUCAUUAGGAUAUAUCUGAUGAAAUUGUAUUGAAAUUUGAAUUUUAAUUGUAUGUAUGUUGGAGUUCACUGCAAUUGUAAUUUAAGACAGUUUCCAAUGUUAUUUAUAAAGAUAUGUUAAUUUUACUAAUUAGUUAAUGUUGUAAGAAUUGUAUCCCAUUGAUUUUCAGUGGACGAUUUAAUGUAACUUAUUUGUAAUUUUUAUUAAAUCUAUCUCUAUUGUUUAUUUUAAUAAAGCGUCUGGUCUUA